CGUGCGGAACAAGAACCCCCCCUCCCCAUCCACCUUUCCCCUUUCAUUCCUCCAUUUUUCGCAUACAAAUCUGAUUUGAUUCAACUCAAGAGUCGUUCUCUACUACCCUACUGCUAUGGCUUCCUCUCUACCUGCGCCUCUCUCUUUGCCGCGCCCACGCACACGCGCCGCUCCACGCGCCUUUUUGUCUCAAUCUCCUUCUCACCGCCACCUCAGUCGAUCUACCGGAGGACUCUCAUUUCCCUUCCGUUUCCGCACCCUGAAGUUGCGUAGGGUUCCUUCUGCUCCUCAUCCUCUCCCUCUCAAGGUUCUCUGCGCGCGCUAUUCCAGAGAUUUAGUUACCAAAGAAUCAUGGGAAAAGUCAAUUCUGAACAGCACAACCCCUGUCCUCGUUGAAUUUUUUGCAAGUUGGUGCGGCCCCUGCAGGAUGGUCCACAGGGUGAUCGAUGAGAUUUCAGCCGAUUAUGCGGGGAGACUAAAAUGCUUUGUGCUCAACACCGAUAAUGACUCGCAGAUUGCCGAGGACUAUGAAAUUAAGGCGGUACCUGUGGUUUUGCUGUUUAAGGAUGGGGUGAAACGUGAUGCCGUUGUAGGUACCAUGCCAAAGGAGUUUUAUGUGGCUGCCAUUGAGAAGGUCCUGGAACUACCCUUGAAGUAAAGUUGAUUGAUUUUCCCUCAUCUACAAACAUUUAUAAUGGUUUGAAUCUUCCAUUGGAUGUGUGUUAGAUUGCUUACUGCUUACUGGAUACCAGCAUAUGUAGGUGCUGGACUUUAGGAAUGAGUAGUUCAUCAAGCCAUUAUCAUGAUGUUCUUCUUCUCUUCAUCAAUUUUUUGGUCGAAGAAUUGGCUUGAACUAUGGAGACUAUAUGUUUUGUAGAUAUAUCUUGAUUCUUCCUUUCAAUUUUGUAAAUCUGAACAUGAUUGGUCUUUAAUGCAAGAUGAGUUUUGAUUCGGGACCAUUCUUGAUAA
This is a messenger RNA of Corylus avellana, 969 nucleotides long. It is a transcript of the gene ATHM3, whose product is annotated as Thioredoxin superfamily protein. NCBI's taxonomy places the organism in Eukaryota, Viridiplantae, Streptophyta, Magnoliopsida, Fagales, Betulaceae. Gene Ontology annotation, molecular function: protein-disulfide reductase activity. The record is from RefSeq and is a predicted model, not a curated record. Gene Ontology annotation, cellular component: cytoplasm.